Lycium ferocissimum is the source of this 1589-nucleotide messenger RNA. RefSeq names its product putative F-box/LRR-repeat protein 23. Gene Ontology annotation, molecular function: protein binding. The transcript has 2 exons. The coding region runs from base 189 to 1001 and encodes 270 amino acids. The record is from RefSeq and is a predicted model, not a curated record. Lineage: Eukaryota; Viridiplantae; Streptophyta; Magnoliopsida; Solanales; Solanaceae.
UUGAAGAAGUGUGUUUUCUACAGUACACAGGUAGGCAUCCACAUCAUCCAUUCACAACAUGCUAUAAUUAAUGAGACAUUUAUGUGUUUUAAAAUCGAUCAAAUCCCCAUUUCCAAAAAAGCUUUUUGAAAUUAAAGAGGUUUUCUGAUUCUCGACAACAGAAUCAAAACCCUUGAAGAUAAAGCAAAAUGUCGAAUAAACAAGAAGCAUCCUCAAUUGCUUCAUCGCCGCCGUGGGCGGCGCUUCCACAGGAAAUCACGGCCAACAUUCUGCAGAGACUGGGAACAAUAGAGUUACUUGAGAGUGCACAGAGAGUUUGUACUGCUUGGUGGAAGGUUUGUCAUGAUCCCACUGUGUGGAGUGUUGUUGACUUGAAAUAUAUGCCUUUUACAUCCAAAGAGGCUCCUGUGUUGGAGGAGAUAUGUCGCACCGCGGUGGAUCGUAGCCAGGGACAGUUACUCCAAAUUAGCAUUCAGUAUUUCGGUGACAAACACUUGCUUAAUUACAUUGCUCAGAGAUCAAGUCAGCUCAGGCAUCUUCGACUUGUUAAGUGCUAUAAUCGCUUAUCUGGGGCUUUGGCUGUAGCUGCCAAGAACUUCCCAUUGUUGGAGGAGUUGCACAUUUACUUCACUUACAUAGCUAAAGAUGAUUUAGAAAUUGUUGGUCGUUCUUGCCCUCUGCUCAAGUCAUUUAUAUUGCAUGCCGGUCCAUUUGAUAAACUGAGACUUCCACCAUCAGAAGACAAUCAUAAAGCUCUAGCUAUUGCCAGAAGUAUGCCUGAAUUGCGGCACCUUGCCCUUAUUGAUCAUAACUUGACAAAUGAAGGACUGCAAGCCAUUCUGGAUGGCUGUCCACACCUUGAAUCGCUUGACUUGCGUGGCUGCUCUUGUAUCGAUCUUGAAGGGGAUUUGGGAAGAAGAUGUAGGCAACAAAUUGUAGAUCUAAAGCACUCUCGUGAUUCCCCUUGCGAUUGUGAAUUUGAUUAUAAAAUUUCUUAUUAGCAGUCUUCUGAGGAUUACUGUCGAUCUGCGUUCUCCAAUGUUAAUAAUGACUGCAAUUACUUCGAUAUCAGUGACAUCAUGAGUAUGAUUUUUGACUAUAUUGACUUCACUGAUCCAUGUUUCAGCGAGUAUGUCAAUGAAGCAGGUAUCUUUUAUUGUUGUCAUGUUCAAAAUGAGAUUUUCAGAUGGUAAGAACCCAAAUUUUCAGCGCUAGCAUUCUUCAUCCUUUUUUUCUUUUUUCUUUUUCGGUUGUUCAAGGUUGGUUAUAUAGGGGAAGAAAUAAAAAAUGGUUUGUUUCAGAACAUAUAUACAUGGUAGUUGCAUUGGUUUGCAAGUGUUUGGUUGCUAGGUAAAUAUGAAUCUAUUUGCUACAGCUUUGCUGGGAAGAACAGGUGAAGAAUUUAGUGGUAAAAAUUAAUUAAAAUCUCUAAGUAGUCUAUUUAGACCAUGCGAUUGGAAUAUAGAGCAACCACAUCCAAGUGGACAUCAUUGUUUGAGAACUGAAUGUACUCACCUAGUACUACUGCAACCUUCCUUCAAGUAAUGGACCGAAUAAUUAGUUUUAUUUUUGAGUUUACUUUUUAAAAA